Messenger RNA from Arvicanthis niloticus (Nile rat), 1871 nucleotides. NCBI's taxonomy places the organism in Eukaryota, Metazoa, Chordata, Mammalia, Rodentia, Muridae. The record is from RefSeq and is a predicted model, not a curated record.
GCUGGGGAGACACUUGACAAGGAGGGAGGCUAUGAAGCUCACAGCAGGGGUUGCUUCAGCCUGCCAUUAAUGAUUAAUAACUCAAGUCCUGGAGUGGCAAAGAAUACUGAGCAGUCUGGCAAGAGGUAAGAGAGGCCUGUCCAGAGGAAACACAGGAAUCCCUACCUCAGGCACUAAAUUGAGACACUAACUACCCAGAAAGAAACAAUCGAAAAAACUGCAAUGGCCACAGUAGUAGAACUGAGCCCUACAAGUGAGCAGAGUGAGUUCGUCCUAGGUUCAGCAGUCAAGAAGAAGACCCCUCCCCGGAAAGACCUGAGUUUAUGUUCCAUGCGCUAUGGAAUAGCCUUCAUUGCACAUUUCUGCAACUUCACAUUGAUAGCACAGAAUUCUGUCAUAAGCAUCACCAUGGUAGCCAUGGUCAACAACACAGAUCACCCAUCCCACCUCAAUAGCUCUAUUGAACAACUUCUUCCUGAUUUAAAUGGGGAUCAACAUGACGCCUCAAAGCAUCUUUCUAUAAAGGCCCCUGUGUAUAACUGGAGUCCUCAAACCCAAGGAAUCAUCUUCAGCUCUGUUCAGUAUGGCAUGAUGCUGAUGCAGGGUCCUGGCGGAUACUUGGCCAGCAAAAUAGGAACAAAGAAAGUAGUUGGAAUUGCUCUGCUUGGAUCGUCACUGCUUACAUUCUGCAUCCCACUGGCUGCCAAUCUUGGACUAGCUUUUCUCCUGGCAACUCGAGCAGUCCAGGGCUUAACCCAGGGGGCUGGAUAUGGGGGACAGUUUGCACUCUGGCAGAAAUGGGCUCCUCCGACUGAACGCAGCCGACUCUGCACUAUUGCUAUGUCAGGAAUGAUAUUGGGAUUGUUUACUGUCCUCCUUGUUGGUGGCAUCAUUAGUGAAGCCCUCGGGUGGCCCUUUGUCUUCUAUAUCUUUGGAGGUAUUGGUGUGGUCUGCUGCCUUCUCUGGCUCAUUCUGGUUUAUGAUGAGCCUGUCUCUCACCCAUGGAUAAGUAGCCCAGAAAAGGAGUAUAUUUUAUCUUCCCUGGACCAACAGUUCAGCUCAGAAGAGCAGCCACUUCCCAUCAAAGCUAUGCUCACAUCUCUGCCUCUCUGGUCCAUGUGUCUUUGCAGUAUGACUCAUCAGUGGCUUGUUAAUACCUUUGUAAUAUACACUCCAACCUACAUCAGUUCUGUGUUCAAAGUUAACAUCAGAGAUAAUGGGUUCCUGUCUUCUCUUCCGUUUUUUGUUGCCUGGGUCAUUGGUAUCUUGGGAGGCCAGCUGGCAGAUUUUCUACUGAGAAAGAACUUUAGGCUCAUAACUGUGAGAAAAAUCAUCACAAUUUUAGGAAAUAUUCCUCCUGCAGCCCUCAUUGUGGCUCUGCCCUAUGUGCAAUCCAGCUAUAUUGUUACAAUUACAUUUCUGACACUUUCCUGUGGAAUAAGCCCUCUAUGUCAGGCAGGAGUCUAUAUUAAUGCAUUAGAUAUUGCUCCAAGGUAUGCCAGCCUUCUCAUGGGAACAUCAAGAGGAUUUGCACAUUCAUCUGCUGUGCUGGUACCCAUUGUUGCUGGCUUUUUCCUCAAUCAGGACUCUGAAUUCGGGUGGAGGAAUUUCUUCUUUGUACUGUUUUCGGUUAACCUAUUUGGCUUAAUCAUCUACCUCCUGUUUGGGAAAGCAGAUGUCCAAGAAUGGGCAAAAGACAGGAAGCUCACUCGUUUGUGAAGCUGUUCCACUUGCAGUAAAAAGAAGUCAUUACAUAUGCUGGUUCCUAUGUGGGAAGACUUUCAUGAAAAAUGAUGUCAUAUAUAUUCCUCCUUUCAUCCAGACUUCUUUUGAAGAAAAUAUGAGAUGAAUAAAACAUCAAGUAAAAUGAU